Molecule: messenger RNA, 5989 nt
Organism: Mauremys mutica (yellowpond turtle)
Lineage: Eukaryota; Metazoa; Chordata; Testudines; Geoemydidae
Gene: KDM3A
Product: lysine demethylase 3A
Exons: 23
Coding region: 304-3906 (1200 amino acids)
Biological process (GO): regulation of transcription by RNA polymerase II
Cellular component (GO): histone deacetylase complex; chromatin
Molecular function (GO): histone H3K9 demethylase activity; transcription coregulator activity; chromatin DNA binding
Source: RefSeq, a predicted model, not a curated record
GACAAGGUCCCUCAGCGCUGCACAGUAGCUGCGCUGCUGCCAGUCCGUUCUCCCCACCUGCGCGGAUAUAACGCGGUCGUGUCACCCCCCCCCCCGCCCCGCGGUGUCUACGGUUAAACGGCGACUAGAAAGAAAUCCUCCCCGUCCCCCUCCUCUCACAAGAGCGGGAAGCUCCGUUCGGCCUCGUCUGGGCUUGUCGGGGUCGGCGUGCGACUGUCCGGAGCGCUUGUCUAAUGAAGUUACUGCUUUGUUCGUGUUUCCUGGGUCUCUUCUGCGGAGCACAGGGCUUCCCAAUGCGCUAGGAUGGUGCUGCGGCUGGAGGAGAGCUGGCCCUUGCUCGUAGGGAAGAGGUUCCUGAGCCUGUCUGAGGAGGAGAACAGCGGCCCGUGGGAUACGGAUCACGUCUCCGAAUGGCCCUGGAAAGCUGGCAGAAUCAGGGCCGUUUCGCACACAGAUGUUUCCAAACAGGACUUGAAGGUAUGUGUGGAGUUUGAUGGUGAGUCAUGGGAGAAAAGAAGAUGGAUCGAGGUCUACAACCAUAAAAUGAGAGGAUUUCUAGUAGAGCAAAAAUUGGUACUUGCUGAACGAAAAUCUCAAGCCAACUCUACAGAUACGGUUCAGUGGCCUGCAAUGGUUUACAAAUCCUUAUUGGACAAGGCUAGUCUAGGAUCCAUGGUUUCUGUACGUUUUCUUGGUGAAGAGAGAUGUGUGUUUCUUUCUAAAGACCUUUUGAAGCCUAUUCAGGAUGUGGACAGUCUGAGAGUCUCUCUUAUGGAUGAUCAGAAUGUUAAUGAAGAAAUUCAAGUUUUGAUUAUGAAACAUCUAGACGAAAACCGCUUGCUGCAAGGUGGUAAGAAUGUAAUUGGCUUAAAAGUAAGGAUUUAUAGCUUGGAUCCAUCUACCCAGUGGUUCACAGCAACUGUUGUAAAUGGUAAUCCAACUACAAGGACUCUGGAAGUCAACUGUGAGGAGAUUCCAGCUUUAAAAACUCUUGAUCCAGAAUUGAUUCAUGUUGAAAUCCUACAUGACAGCCAUGAAAAGUGUGGCAAAUCUAAGAGAAAUGGGGGUAUGAAAAGAAAAUCAUCUGAUGAUAAAGGAAAUGUUGAUGCCAAAUAUACAAAAUCCUGCUCUGAGGUAUCACAAAGUCUGAGUCACGUGCAGUCAGUACCAACGGUGUUUGGUGAAACAUUUCUAGGGUGUACACUUGCAACCCCUACUAGCAAAGACCUCAGGCACCAAGGCAUGCCUCAGCCAGCUAACUCCCCUCCUAACCUUGGUGCAGAAACUCCUCAGGGCAUUUGCAAAGAGAAUUUACCAGAAGAACAUCCUUCUUGUCUUAAUACUGCGGUUAAAAUGUCAAAAGAAAAUCUGACUGUCUUCCAUAAAGCAGAGUUUCUAUCUAAAGAACAAACUAAAAAUCCUAAUGAUCAGAAUAGUAGCUAUACCUCUUUGAAGACCUCAAGAUCGCCACACAAUGAAAAACAAAAUGGCUUGAAAAACAAAUCCUUUACCAAGCCAAUGACAAACUUCCCAAAGGAACAUCUAGACAACUCUUCAAGAGUAACAUCCAGGCUUAAUGGCAUAUCAGAACUGCAGAAAAUCUUGGAUUGUAAACCCUCAACAUCAGAUGCUCCUGCUAUCCUUUUCACUGGGCAUGAGAUUAAAUUACAAAGCAGUUGUAACCAGAGCAGCUGCAAAGGAAACAAGGCAGAAAACUCCUUUUCUGUAUGUUCCUCAGUCAGAGGAAACUCAAAUGAGAUUUCGUGUGAGAGAAAUGAAAACGAAGGCCCUAGGGCUGGGAGCACCAGUAAAGUCCACAACAAUGUAAUUAUUCGCAGCUCAGUUUUGACAGAUGCUUGCAAAGUUAAGAAGCUGCAGCAAAGUGGGGAAGCAUUUGUGCAGGAUGGUUCCUGCAAUAACAUUGCACCUCACCUGCAUAAGUGCAGGGAAUGCCGCCUGGACAGCUACCGGAAAAACAAAGAGCAAAAAGACUCUACUGUCUUUUGCAGAUUUUUUCACUUCAGGAGGCUGCGGUUCAAUAGACAUGGACUGCUGCGUGAAGAAGGUUUCUUAACCCCGGACAAGUACGAGACUGAGGCUAUCAGCUUGUGGCUGCCUUUAGCAAAAAAUGUUGUGGGUCUAGAUCUAGACACUGCAAAGUAUAUUUUAGCCAACAUCGGAGACCACUUCUGCCGGCUGGUGAUAUCUGAAAAGGAGGUCAUGUCCACAAUAGAACCACACAGACAAGUAGCCUGGAAACGUGCAGUUCGAGGAAUUCGAGAAAUGUGUGAUGUGUGUGACACCACGAUAUUCAACCUUCACUGGGUUUGCCCCAAGUGUGGCUUUGGAGUGUGUGUAGAUUGUUACAGGAUGAAAAAGAAAAGCAUACAUGAAGAUAUUGCAGCUGAUACUUUCUCCUGGCUUAAAUGUGUGAAGGGUCAGUUACAUGAACCGGAGAACUUAAUGCCUACACAGAUAAUUCCUGGAAAAGCUCUCUAUGAUGUUGGUGACACUGUUCACUCCGUAAGAGCAAAAUGGGGAAUAAAAGCAAACUGUCCUUGUGCGAAUAAGCAGUUAAAGGCCCUAUCAAAACCAAUUCUGAAGGAGGAUCCAAAACAGAGUUUAAUCUCCGGAGAGAAAUCCACACUUCAGCAUAAUUUUGUCCUAAACCCAUUAGCCACUAGCUGUGAUUCUCCUGUAAAACCAACACUUGGAAGUAAACCAGUCUCUUCAGUAAAUACUUCUCCUUCCUUAAGUUGGCUGGCUAACCUAACCAGUGGAAACUUGAAUAAAGAAAAUAAAGAUAAACUUCUCACGUCCACUUUAAAGAAUGAAAACAAACCUCUUCAGACCCUCCCCACUUUCACUAAACCACCUACAGCCCUGCAGACAUUCAACAGUGCAAUAUUAACACCUGUGAGCAACAACAACACAGGUUUCUUGAGGAAUCUGCUGAACUCUUCUGGAGGAAAGACAGAAAGUGGGCUCAAGAGCACUCCCAAAAUCCUUGAUGACAUUUUUGCAUCGUUGGUGCAAAGUAGAACUCUCUCAGAUUUGCCUAAGAAACCUCAAGGAUUAACUAUAAAGCCUACCAUAUUGGGCUUUGAUACACCUCACUAUUGGUUAUGUGAUAACCGCUUGCUGUGUCUUCAGGAUCCCAACAAUGCGAGUAACUGGAAUGUCUUUAGGGAAUGCUGGAAGCAGGGACAGCCUGUGAUGGUGUCCGGAGUGCAUCACAAACUAAAUGCAGAGCUUUGGAAACCUGAAUCCUUCAGGAAGGAGUUCGGCCAACAGGAAGUAGAUCUGGUUAAUUGCAGAACCAAUGAAAUUAUCACAGGAGCUACAGUUGGAGACUUCUGGGAUGGAUUUGAAGAUAUUCCAAGCCGUCUUAAAACAGAAGGAGGGGAGCCAAUGGUGUUGAAGCUGAAGGACUGGCCUCCAGGAGAAGACUUCCGAGACAUGAUGCCAUCUCGGUUUGAUGACCUGAUGAAUAACAUUCCACUGCCAGAGUACACUAGAAGAGAUGGUAAACUCAACCUUGCCUCCAGACUUCCGAACUAUUUUGUUCGACCAGAUUUAGGUCCUAAAAUGUACAAUGCAUAUGGUUUAAUUACACCAGAAGAUAGGAAGUAUGGCACAACAAACCUCCAUUUAGAUGUGUCUGAUGCAGCUAAUGUUAUGGUUUAUGUGGGCAUACCAAAAGGGCAGGUCAAUCAAGAAGAAGAAGUGCUUAAAACUAUACAAGAUGGCGAUUCUGAUGAGUUGACAAUUAAGCGUUUUAUAGAAAGUCGAGAGAAACCUGGUGCUCUAUGGCACAUUUAUGCUGCUAAAGAUACAGAGAAGAUCCGUGAAUUCCUUAAAAAGGGGCUCUUGCACCAAGAAUGGCCAGAUUGUGUGAUGAGUUAGAAGAAUCUGGUGGUAGAUGAGCAGUGGGGGAAGAGGGGAGAGUAGAAACUAGCCCAGGAGGUAAGAUAAAGGAAAUCUGAGUGUUGUUUUUGUCUUUUUUUUUGUGUGUGUUUUUUAAACCAUGUUUUCAGUGGAUCCUGAAUUUAUGGCAUUGUGUGAGGAUGGAGAUAUGAUCUUAAACUGACACUUUAGGCAAGAGUUUCAGUAGCCAGGCUCCACCCUCCUGACUACUACAGUGUGGCUUGAAUACAUUAUAACCUUUAAGCAUCUUAAAAACUGGUCAGCUUUUAAGUUUGCCAUUAGCUAAUGUGUAAAGGAUUAAAACUGGAGAGAGGGGCGUUUGUAGCUGUCAGUCCCAGACCCUGCCAGAACAACAGAUGCAAAGCCUGCACACACAUCCACUGCUACAAUGGUCCACACCCCCUCACAACACACCUUUCAAGGUCCAUGGGUCCUGCACAUGCCUAUCCCAACACAGGGUGUACCUCAUCCAGUGAACUAAAUGUCCCAAUAGCAGCUAUGUGGGUGAAACCAGACAGUGCUCUUGAAUGAACUUCCACAGGAAAACAAUAAAACACAAAAACACCCUAUCACCUGUUGAACACUUCACACACACCCCCCACAGCCCUCCAAAGUGAUCACUAUAUCUGACUUAUCAGUCCUCGUCCUCAAAGGAAACCCACACAACACUUGCAAAAGACAAGCUGGGGAGCUUAGAUUCAUAACUUUGCUGGACACUAAAAAUCAUUGACUGACUGAAUACACACUGGAUUUAUGGCUUAUUACAACAAUCUAUAACCCACUAACAACCUCCCUCUUUUCUGUUCUGCCUUGUGUUAAGCUUCAACACUGAAUGAGGCCAGGUCUACACUACACACUUAUUUCGGCAUAACUGUGUUGCUCAAGGGUGUGAAAAAUCCACAUCCCUGGGCAAUGUAGUUAUACUGACCUUAACCCCCCAAUUUUGAAAGCUCUAUGUUGGCAGGAGAGCUUAUCUCGCCGACAUGCUACUGCCUCUUGUGGAGGUGGAGUUGAGCCGACAGGAGAGCGCUUAGAGCAUCUUCACGAGACGCUAUAGCGGCACAACGGCAAGUUUGUAGUGUAGACCUGCUCUGUGUUUCCCAUAGCUGAAGAAGAGCAUUGUUUAAGCUCAAAAGCUUCUCUCACCAACACAAGAUAGGUGAGAUUAACACUGGAAUGGAUAAUUAAAUAAUAUAGACUGAAGAACUUUGUUUCUGCAUAUCAGGACUUUGUGUAGGCCUUGCAAGGCAGCUUAAUUAGUGGGCUCAAUUCUAGGUGUAGUCCUGUUUGGUAAUGGGAAUAAAAGUAAACCAGAUGGAAAGCAUUUAAAAGGGAGGUGGUUGAGUCAGCCAAGUGAUUGGAAAGUGUAUGUCUUGGGAGGUGGGGGAGAGACCAUGGAAGAGUGAAACUGCCAAAUUCUGAUGAUGGUUCUAGGCUGUUCUCUUGGACAAAUAAACUGCUGAUAAACCUACACACUGUCUUAUUCAUAAGAGAUGUGAAUGUGAGGAUUUCUGACAGGUUUAUUGGUAGGGAUUAGAGAGCUGGUACAACAGCUAGGUUUAAGGGAUGUUAAUGGCAAAUAAGUACACUGCUGCUGCCUGGGAAGUUAAUACUUCAACUUUGUUUCAGAUGACCUUACAAAACAGUGCAUUGCUCUCCCUUAAAUAUUUGUAUGAGAAGACCAAAGAGAAAGGUAGAUUACAGGACAUAAUAUUUUACUUUGUAGUACAAAACCUCUAAUCCCAUUGUUGUACUGGCUCCCUCUGUAGCCUUGUGCAAGUCACUUGAAGGACGCAGAGGGGCUGUCUGUAAAUGAGAUACUUGUCCUUGUCAGAAGCGUAGUGAAGAUCAUUAGCAAAUGCUUGCAAAGUGCCAUAAGAAUACCAAAUCUUCUGUAUUAUUAAAUAGACUAUGGUGGUAACCUUUAUAGUGCUUAAAGUACUGGAUGAUAAUGAAAAUGGAGGUUUUAACGUUUAUAGCUAGUACUGUAAUUGAACACAGAAAUACACAGGUCAGCUACUCAAUGGUUUGUACAACAAGUGCACAUUGAUACAGUAUUUGA